Messenger RNA from Stylophora pistillata, 5634 nucleotides. RefSeq lists its product as uncharacterized. NCBI's taxonomy places the organism in Eukaryota, Metazoa, Cnidaria, Anthozoa, Scleractinia, Pocilloporidae. Gene Ontology annotation, molecular function: protein binding; glycosyltransferase activity. The record is from RefSeq and is a predicted model, not a curated record.
AACCUCUAAAACCUUCUAAGAAUCUAUUCAGUAAGAAUCUCAGAGAUGGUCAGGGAGAGAAGUGAGUUCAAUGUGUCACCUGAUUACGCAGUGACAUGAGCGGCCGGAUACAUGACAUCUUCUCCAGCCGCUGCACAACCAUUCCGCUCGGCUGGGCUUAAUUUCAACCAUCGAGCGAUGCGUAAAACUCAGAUGCAUGAGAUGCCUACGAUGGAGUAAGACAUGAAUGUUCUUUGAUCGUGAAAUUUAGUGCAGUGAAACUUAUUGAAAGCAAAGAAAUACUAACAAUGAGUACAGGGCCGAGCGUGUCCACUGCGGCAAGCAGCGAAGAUGAGAAGAAAGAACAUAGGCUUGUUGAUGUCAUGUUCCUCUGCGACGAGUGGAAAUCUUCGAAGGGUGGCUUAUCAACUUUCAAUCGAGAAUUUGCUAUUAAUUUGGCAGAAACAACGACUGGUAGCAUGAAAAUCCACUGCUACGUUUCGAAAAGCGAUGAUCGAGACAGAGAGGAUGCCAAACAACAUGGCGUAAAUUUAGUCACAGCUAGAAGUGUUCCUGGUUCAUCCGACCCCUUCGAGUGUUUGAAGUUUCCACCCUCCGAGCUCCCAAACCCACAGCUAGUGAUAGGCCAUGGAAGAAAGCUGGGUAGUCCCGCAUAUUCCCUUAUGCAGUAUACAAAGUGUAAGUGGAUUCAAUUUGUCCACGUUUACUGUGAAGACCUGGGGAAAUACAAGAAAACAACAGCAGUUGCAACAGAUACAAUUGAAGAGAACGAAAAGAAGCACAAGAUGGAAAUUGACUUGUGUAAAGUAGCGGAUGCGGUCGUCGCUGUUGGAUCCCGUCUGCAACAGAAGUACAGUAGAAGUCUGCCGAAUGUCAAAGUGGAGAUUAUUACUCCUGGAAUCUUUGAAAAGUUUUCCAGUGAAUCACAGUUCGCUAUACAUCGAUCAGAUGUAAAGAACUUUAACGUGUUCUUGUUUGGCCGAGCUACCUUUGAGGAUCUCUCCCUUAAAGGAUACGAUAUUGUCGCAAAUGCCAUAGGUUCUCUUGGUAAGAGGUUUGAGUUGAAGUUUGUUGGCUCAUCUCCUGGUGAACAUCAAAAAGUUGAGCAAUGGUUUCUUGACAACACUCGCAUCAAUCGCAACCAACUAACCAUCCGUGGAUAUUGCAGUGAUCCAGAGGAACUUAGGACGAUGUUCUAUCAGUCAGACUUGGUUGCUCUGCCUUCACGUACCGACGGCUUUGGGCUUGUCGCGCUCGAAGCCGUUUCUGCUGGUAUUCCUAUACUUGUUUCUGGUGAAUCUGGCAUAGCUGAGGCUUUGAGAGAAGUUAAAGGUGGGAAAACUGUUAUUGUUGAAUUGGAUGAAGAUACAGAUGAAUGGGCACGAAGGAUUAGUAAGAUGGCUAAAAAAAGUGCAGAAGAAAGAGAAGCUAAGGCCAGACGGCUUAGAAAGAACUACAGAAAGGUGUACUCUUGGAGAGUGGAAUGUGAGAAGUUCAAAGGGAUGAUUGCAAAAGUGAUGGAAAAUGCAAAUGAUGAUGAGAUAGAUGUUGGUGUUGAAGUGGAAGACCUGAAACCUGCUAAAUCCAAAAAUCAAACAACAACUUCAAGCAUGGAGUCAGCAGAAUGCCAAAUGGAUGAGCUCCUGAAGUCAUCUGCUGAAUCAACCAUGGUAGGAAGUGUGUCUCAUCCAGGAACAGAAUCUCUUCCAGAGAUUAGAGAGAAAUUCUUUUAUUUAGUUGGGAAACGCUAUUUACAGACUAUGAAACCACAGAGUAAGAAGGAGUAUGAUGAGUUUAUAGAUUACUUGCAAAAACUGGGAGCUAUCAUGACACGUGUACGGCGUGGAAGUUUGGUUAUAACAGUUAAGUGUGAAUCUCUCCAGAUCUUGGAGGACUUGUGGAAAGAUUAUUCAUCUGGUCAUCUUGGUGAAGUGGUUCAAAACUGUUUUGUGACUGAAAAGAUCUUGAAGGAACUGAACCUGGCAGAACUGAGGCUGAAAACAACAAUUGACACAGAAGACUACAAUGCAUGUAAAGUGUACUUUGAGAAAGUUGCACACAGAGAACAAGAAGAGCUACUUGAUCUCAAACUUCAAAGAAUGAAAGGUAUUCCACCCCUUACUGCAAUACCCACCACUGGUCAUGAAGAAGAACUAGAAGAACCCACAGAAAAGAUAGGGAAUUGGGAAGAACCUGAGGACCCCCCUGUUAAAUUUAGGAGAAUGGAAGGUUUUUCACCCUUUCAUGAAAUGUCCACCAUUGGUCAGGAAAAAGGAGGAGAAGAACUGGAAGAAACUCUGAAAGCCACCUGGCCUCUCCUUGGACCUUCCACCUCUGAUCUUAAAGAAGAAUUAGAAGAGCUUCGUUUGAAACCUCAAGGAAUGGAAGAUCAGAAACUAAAUAUCAAGGUUGACGUGGAACAUGUGAAACUUGCAGAUCAUGACACCUGCAGCACAGCUUCAGUUUCCACAAUGGAGCCAGCAGAAUGUCAGAAGGUAUCCAUAGCAUCAGGUGCACGCAGAAAAAGACCAUCUGAUACAGAUUUAGAAGAUGUCCAACCACUUGAAAAGAAAGUCCUGUGUUUAAUUGCUAUGAAUUACCUUCAUACUACACCACCAGAAAGCAGGGAUGAAUGCAAUGAGUUUCAGGAAUACUUGCUAGACAUGAAGGUCCACAUCACAUGUGUUUCUGUAGGAAGUUUAGUGAUAACAGUAAAGUGCAAUUCUCUCAAGAGCUUGGAGGAAUUGUGGGAAGAUUACUCCUGCGGCCUUUUGGGUAAGAUGGUGCGAGAUUGUUUUGUGACUGAAAAGAUCUUAAAGGAACUGAACCUGGCAGAGCUAAAGCUGAAGACAACAAUGGACAUAGAAGAGUACAAUGCAUGCAAAUUGUACUUUGAGAAGAAUGCACCCAGAGGUGCUUUAUCCUCUGAAUUCCACCCCAUAAGUUCAACCAGUAAAAGUUCACAAAAACAAGAAGAGCUGAAAAAAUGGAAACAGAAGACAAAGAUUGAGAAGACAGAGAAAAUGAAAGGUACUCCACCCCUCACUGUAAUAAGCACCACUGGAAAAAGAAAAGAACUAGAUGAAUCUACAGGAAAGACAGUUACGUCACCUUCAGCUGUAUAUUUCACUACUGGUCAUGAAAAAGAAAAAAUAUUGAGACAUGAAACUAUGAAACUUCAGGAAAAGAAAGGUACUUCACUCUCCACCAAACUGUCCACUGUUGGUCAUGGAAAAGAACUGGAAGGAAAACUGAAAACUAUGAAACUUCAGGAAGAGAAAAGCAUCUUGCCUCUCUUUGAAGAAGAACCAGAAGGGCUACUUAUGAAACUUCAAAGAAGGAAAGGUAGUUCACCCUCUGUUGUAUUGCCCCCUGCUGGACAGAAAAAAGAACUGGAAGAAAGACAGAAAACUAUGAAAAUUCAGGGAGAGAAAGGUUCUUUACCUUCCCCUCCUCUCCCCACCACUGAUCUUGAAGAAAAGCUAGAAGAAGUAUGUGUGGAACUUAUGAGGCUGAGAAAGGAAGGUACUUUAGUUGUUCCUGAAUCUUCAACCAGUUAUCUUGUGAAAAAAUUAGCAGAACUACGCAUGGAACUUAUAAGGGUCAGAAUGGAAGGUACUCUGCCUCCCCCUGAACUCUUCACUGCUAAACUUGAAAAAGAACUGAAAGUACUACAUGCGAAACUACCGAGACAAAGUUGGGAAGAUAGUCGUCUUCUAAUCUCGACCUUUAACAGAGACGUAAAAGAACUUCUCAGGAAACUGCAGGAAAAGAGGAUGGAAGCAUUAGAGAACACCAUGUAUCCAAUCAUUAGAUCAGGACUGGCGAAGUUUGAUGUCAGUUUACCCGAGGAACUCCAGAGCUAUGUCAGCUACUUAUUCAAUGAGUCAGCCAAACUUGGCCUACGCAAGCGAGCACUCCAUUCCCUUAAUGCCGUGGAGGAAUUACAAGAAGCAGUGGAUGAGUACGAAUUGAAAACAUUCCUUAGUAUUCACAUCAGAGAAGGUGCAUGGCAGGUGGCGCUGCUGUUUAUGGAUGAACUUUCUUAUAAUAAACUCCCAUGGGACUGGUUUUUUGACGCGUGGUACCGGUGGGAGGAGGAGGAGGAGAUUAUUGGUUUAUCGUUAUACAGUUCGACGUCAGGCAUUUUGAAGGCGUGGCCAACAGAGUACGACCCUGAUUUGGUAACAUUGUGUAAAGCGAUCACCGACAGGGACUGGAAAGUAACUGGAUUAAUCCUUUCUUGUAGUCGGAUAUCUGAAGAAGGUUUGAAGAACUUGUGUACAGCUCUUACUCAGGGCGAACUUUACUGCUUGACACUGUAUCGCAAUGGUUUACAAAGUCAGAGAUUAGAACACCUCUGCGAAGUGCUGAUCAGUAGGGACUGCAAUUUAACCAGCUUAAACGUCUCUGGCAAUUGGUUAGGAGAUGAAGGAAUAAUGUGUUUGUGUAACGUGCUCACCAGUGUCGACUGCAAGUUAACCAGUUUGAACGUCUCUGACAGUCGGUUAGGGGAUGAAGAAAUAAUGCAGUUGUUUACUGUCCUGACCAGCAGUAACUGCACCUUAACCAGGUUAAACGUCAGUUUGAAUAGAGCAGGAGACAGAGCAGUAAAGGACUUUGCUAGAGCUUUAACUAACAAGAACUGUGCAUUAACGAGUUUAGAUAUCAGUUGCAAUCAAAUAAGAGAUGAAGGAAUAAAGUACUUGUGCAAAGCCUCAACUGAUCCCAACUGCAAACUGAGGAGCCUGGACCUCAGAUGGAAUGGGAAGGUAACAGACGCGGGCAAACAGUGUUUGUCUGAAGCGAUAACUGGCACUGACUGGGAAGUUAGAGGAGGCCUGACACUUUCCCGUUCUAUUAAGUCAGAGGCAUAGAGCUCGGAUAGGCUCCUCUUGCUACUUAUCGCCUGUCACGUAAUAAUUUCAUUUUUAUAAAGGUUAGAAUUAUUGUUCAACGCGUGCUUUUUAAACAACUGUGAAUAUAUGAUAAUUAAUUAGAUACAGAAUUAGUCAGACAACUAACACUUUGACCGUCUCCAUCCGUUGUCGAUCAAAUUGUGUUCUAAAUGGCUCAGUGUGGGGGAGAAAACGAUUUUCAUCAACAACUGUUGUCUGACAAACGAUUUUAAAAUCUUUACUGAUCUUUUGUGCUUGUUAAGUUCAUUUCAGAAAGUAGGUUGUAAAUAGGCCUUUUUCCGUAUAAGGGGAUCUUUAGGAUACCAAGAAUAUUGAAUUUUGUUUUUAGAAGUUGUUGAUGAAUAUCUUUGUCUUCUAAAAGAGAACGACAGAUGAGAUGACAAUAUGUUUGCUUGAUUUUAAUAGCAGAUGAUUUGUCUUUAAUAGUUUUAAAAGUACUAUUUAGCAGCUUUAUUCAUUAUGCUCUCAUUCUUGUUUACCUUGUGCUCAUUCCUCUUCAGCUUGUACUCGAACGUGUGCUUUUUUUCAGUUGAUGGUUUUAUUAAGAGCUUAGUUAAGUAUUACUGUACAAAUUGCUUCUGUUAGGAAAUUAUUUUGCGGGCAACGUAGUUUUUUUUUUGAGUGUAAUUUUUUUUUUCAGUGAAAUGGAAUAGUUCAGGGUAUAGGGUGACAUAAUCACAUAAUCUAAUUGAUAAAAUCGGAAGUUGUUGUUUUA